GGGGAUUCUUUUUCUUUCAUUUUAGAGUAAUCGAUGUAAUUAUUUUCGUUUUGCUACCGGUGUUUGGUGGCCUCUUCUGGAAGUUAGUGGUACUGAACACUCACGUCCCUUUCUCUUGACCCGGAAGUUGAUUGAUCUUUCCGGGCUGUACACAUGUGAGAGCCCUUCAAGUCUACCAUGGGGAAGUCAAAACAAACAAGAAACCACAAUAAUGGCAGAAAGAAGAACAUUGCAAAGACGUGGAAGACCAAGCGCAGGACCAAAGACUUGGAUCAGAUCCAUUCAGACAUGAAACCAGAGACUGCAGCCAAACUGCUUAAUCAGGAAGUGGACUAUGAUGUGACAGGAUGCGCCCAGCACUACUGUUUACACUGCGCGAGAUAUUUUGUGGAUAUGAAAUCUUUGAAAGACCACUUCAAGAGUAAAGUCCACAAGAAACGUUUGAAAGAGCUCAGGGAAGAACCCUACACCCAGGAAGAGGCGGAAAGAGCAGCAGGGAUGGGCUCUUAUAUCCCUCCCAAAACAGUGGAGGUGAAGACGCAAGAUGUGGAAGAAGACAUGAGCUGAAAGCAGCAUGAACUGACACAUGGAUAAAAAAACAACUUCUACAGGACUCAAUUUUUUUCUGCCACUAUCAUCUAUUUGCAGCCAGUUGUUGCAAAAAGUGCCUAAUAAUCAGGCACAUAUCAUAUAAUCCUGGAUUAUAUACAUUGUUGCUCAUGUAAGUAAAUAUGGAGAAAACUAUGUGGAAUGCUAAUAAACCCAGAUUGCUUUUACACAGAUAACAAGAAAUUGAUAAACCUGUGUUGUCUGUGACACAUUUGAUUAAUAUACUGACUCAAGUGACGGAUGAAUAUUGGGAUUGUAUCCUGGUGUCCACACAGCUAUCUUUGAUAAUACUGUAAAAUGAAACACAAUACACUGAAA
This is a messenger RNA of Doryrhamphus excisus (bluestripe pipefish), 927 nucleotides long. RefSeq names its product zinc finger protein 593 (gene znf593). NCBI's taxonomy places the organism in Eukaryota, Metazoa, Chordata, Actinopteri, Syngnathiformes, Syngnathidae. Gene Ontology annotation, molecular function: zinc ion binding; nucleic acid binding. The record is from RefSeq and is a predicted model, not a curated record.